This is a messenger RNA of Rhizophagus irregularis DAOM 181602=DAOM 197198, 435 nucleotides long. The record is from RefSeq and is a predicted model, not a curated record. NCBI's taxonomy places the organism in Eukaryota, Fungi, Glomeromycota, Glomeromycetes, Glomerales, Glomeraceae.
AUGAAUUCUGACUUAUUAGAUUCACCUCAACGAAACAAGUCAAAUGGUGGUAAGAUCAUGUCUCUAGCAUUAAUAGAUUAUGGUAAAAUAGUAACUUUUCCACCUAAAGAAUUAGCUGAAAGUGUACUUUUAAGUUCUAAAGAUAUAAAUGAAUUGUAUGAAGCUCUUCAAAUAGGAGUUAACCAAGCUUUAAAUGGAUUUCUCAAAUGGAUAUUACCAUGGAUAUAUUUACCUUUGAGUCAUUCCAAUACUUCACAGCGUAAAAGUUCUUAUAUUGAAUUUUUGAAGGAAGAUUUACAAAAUGAAACUAUUAAUACUUUUGGGUUAAUGGAAGCACUUCAAGAACCAAAUUUUUUGAAAGAAUUUGAGAAGUUUUCCAAUUCAGAUUCCAAUGAAUACUGGAAAUUUUCUAUGGUUCUGGUAAUGAAAGUGUAG